AUGAUGAAAGUAUUUGAGAUGUCUGAUCUUGGACAACUGAAAUACUUCCUUGGCUUGGAGGUCACACAAUACAAGGAUUCUCUGUUCGUUUCUCAAUGGAAGUAUGCUGAAGACCUUUUGAGCAAAGCUGGGUUGUUGCACUGCAAUCCUGUUGGCGGACCAAUAAAUCUGAAUGAAAAACUGCAAAUGAAGGAUGGAUCCGGGGAUGUAGAUUGCACCAAAUACAGGAGAAUAGUAGGGAGCCUUCUCUACCUUACUCACACUCGCCCUGACUUAAUGCAUGCCGUCUCCGUAGUUGCACGCUUCAUGCAAUCGCCAACAAAGCAUCAAUAUGGGGCAGUCAAGCGAAUCUUACGAUAUGUAAGUGGCACCACUGGAUACGGAUUACAUUAUGCUAAGAAUGACCAAUUCAAGCUUGUUGGGUAUUCCGACAGUGAUUGGGGAGGAUCGCCGGAGGAUCGUCGGAGCACUACUAGAUGGGUCUUCUCACUCGGUUCAGGAGCGGUGGCUUGGUGUUCCAAGAACCCCGUUCACCACAGUCGAACAAAACAUAUCGACACAAGAUACCACUACAUCCGUGACCUGAUUAAAGACAAAGUCAUCAGCGUGGUUCACUGUAGCACCCAUGAUCAGCUCCAUGGUCUUGCUGUUAAAAUGGGACUGUAUAUGGAUACACUGAUAGGAAACAGCCUCAUUACCAUGUAUGUCAAAAAUGGGGAGAUUUCUGAUUCAUGGCAAGCUUUUAAGUCUGUAUCGGAAGCCGAUAUCAUCUCUUGGAACUCCAUUGUCCACGCUCACCUCCAGAAUGAGCAAUUUGAGCAAGCGUUGGCUCUGUAUGUCCAAAUGAAGGUUUUGGGCUUUGAACCAGAUGAAUUUAGCUUUGUUGCUGCUCUGGCAGCUUGUGGUGAAUUGGCUUGGUGCAAUACUGGAAGAGGAGUUCAUUUCAAUUUGGUAAAGAUUGGCAUGACACCAAAUGCAUUUGUAGGAAGUGCGCUCAUUGGCAUGUAUUCCAAAUUCACAGCCACAACCGAUGCUAAGAGGGUCUUUGACACGAUUGAAGACAAAGACCUUGUCACAUGGAACUCACUGAUUUCUGAGUUUGUUUAA
Molecule: messenger RNA, 1107 nt
Organism: Dioscorea cayenensis subsp. rotundata (Guinea yam)
Lineage: Eukaryota; Viridiplantae; Streptophyta; Magnoliopsida; Dioscoreales; Dioscoreaceae
Exons: 2
Coding region: 1-1107 (368 amino acids)
Molecular function (GO): protein binding
Source: RefSeq, a predicted model, not a curated record